ACAUGGCACCGCUGCCGCAGCUAGCAGCUAGCAGCUAGCUACUACAGGAUAACAGUACCUCGAAUGACAGAGUGUAAGCCGAGCUGGUUUCUGCUAAAGCUAGUUAGAGUCUGAUACCCAUAAUCCAGCAGCUUCACUCUUCUUUUUCUGAUAGCUUGUGACAACUUUUAGGUGAGGCCAGAUGGCGGCGGAAGACGUCCAGUUCUUGAACGUCUUCAGGGGGAAACGCAUCAAGCUGACCCUCAAGAGUUCAUCUUACCUGGGCGUCGUGCAGCGCAUCAACCUCAACAAAACCUUGGUUCUGGUAGACGUUGUUAGCUGUAGUAAUGGCUGCAAAAUCCCGGGCUCCAAACUGUUCUUCGGGCGUGAGAUUGUGAACGUGGAAUUAUCCAAUGAAGCUGACGGUGGAAAUAUUCAUGACCCCGCAGCUGAAGAGCGCUUGAACGUGGAGAGGUUUCAGCCCUACAGGAAGAGCAUCGCCUUUGAUGAUGAUGAGGAGGAGGAGGAGCAGGAAGAGGAGGAGUUCAUCAACUUUGUGGUCAUUGACGAGUUUCACGAGAAGUUUGGAACUGCUGUGAUGCACAUCAAGAAGCACCGUGUGAUCGGUGUGGGAGCAGAUGGAGUCGAGGCCUAUAAGCUCGGGAGGCUCUGUUGGCUGCAGAUUGCCACCAAAAACAAGGUGUACCUGUUUGAUAUCCUGUUACUUGGAGCCCAGGCCUUCAAGAAUGGUCUGUCCAUGAUCCUGGAAAACAAGCACAUACUGAAGGUCAUUCAUGACUGCAGAGCCAUGGCUGGAAGUCUGAUUGCGCAGUUUGGAGUCAAGCUGACCAACGUCUUUGAUACUCAGGUAGCAGAUGUCAUGUGCUUCUACUCCGAGACGGGAGGUUUCCUACCCGACAGAGUCAGCACUCUGCAGGAGGUGGUGAGUCUCCAUCUGAAGGUGCCCUCCUCCCAGCUCCUAUCCCUUCAGAUGAAGUCACAGUUCACCAAGGAACAGGAGAUGUGGCAGCAGCGGCCCUGUCCGGUCCCCCUGCUUAAAGUAAUGGCUCUGUCAGUGAUCCACCUUCAGCCCCUCAGACUGGUGCUGCUGGAUGCUCUCAUGAUAGACUACAUGGCCCUGGUGGAUUCAUACAUCAGCAGCAGCCACUACAAACCUGAUGACUUACAGCAUAUUAGCAUGGAGGACAUGUUGGAGAUGCCCAGAGAGCUCAAGCAGCUGGAGCAAAUGCGCCGCGAUCGGCAGGAGUGGGCGGCCAACCACUACCCCGUCACAGAGCAGGGUCUGCUGGCUCGAUUCAAACCCCGAACUCCACCCGAGACCUCAGCUGCUGAACAGGAGCAAGGCCAGACACCGGCAAAAGAGUCCUGUGAUCCUGCAGCAUCACCUUCCUCAAUACGAGCGGACCCUCACAGCUCACCCAAGGGCCCUCUGAGAGCAGCCAGUGUUUCGUCUGUGGAUGCCCGUGCCUCCCCUGACCCGGCAGCUCAGGCUCCUGUCCCAUGUGCCACUCCAGACCUCAGAAAAGAAAUGCCUGUGAACGGUCCCCUGUCUCUAAGUGUUGGCAGAGGCCGCACAGAGGUACCGAUGAUGGGCAGAGGAAGGUCCUUUGAGCAGUCAUCUGUCCCGGCCUUACCUACCAUGGGAAGAGGCUUCCUUCUCCAGAUGUCACAAGCUCACAAAACCGGAGAGUCCACUGGGGACAUAGAAACUCCCGGUAGGAUGGGGGUGACUCCUUCAUGCCCCAACCAGACUCUUACCCAAGACGUGAUGCCCCAGCCUGGACAAAGUGCUUCUAACAACCUGCCAAAGGAUACCUCAGGGAUGAAAGGAGACAUUUUUAGACCCCAGCCCCCCUCUUCAUCUUCACUCAGCCAAUCAUUCAUUUCUUUCAGAUAUUGAAAAAACAUACAAAGCAAUGUGAGGUCGCAUCUUAGACACGUUUGCUGUUCCAUUGUUUCUAAGUGUGUCCAGUAGAUGGCGGUAAGUGUACUGUUUUAUGCAAAGGUUUGCUUGACACCAGUUGUUGUAUGUCAGUGGAAAAAAAGAAGAGAAAGAUUUUGUUGACUGUUGCAUGCCAUUAUAGUUAAAUACAUUUCUGUUGUUUUUGAGAAAAA
This is a messenger RNA of Acanthopagrus latus (yellowfin seabream), 2115 nucleotides long. RefSeq names its product exonuclease 3'-5' domain containing 1 (gene exd1). Gene Ontology annotation, biological process: nucleobase-containing compound metabolic process. The coding region runs from base 182 to 1900 and encodes 572 amino acids. The transcript has 11 exons. The record is from RefSeq and is a predicted model, not a curated record. NCBI's taxonomy places the organism in Eukaryota, Metazoa, Chordata, Actinopteri, Spariformes, Sparidae. Gene Ontology annotation, molecular function: nucleic acid binding; 3'-5' exonuclease activity.